GUGCUUGUUUCUCCCGCGAGAUCUGGCAACACAUCUCCUCGCUCACCGGAAACCAGGAAGUUUGUCUGUCCAUCACACAAACCGGUGAUGUUGUGUAACCACCACACGUUUUCAGCAUCACCAUGCCUGUAGAGGGUUCAGAGGACCAGAUCCCCUCGUCUCUCUCCAGCCCUGUCAGUGCUGCUCACACCCCAGGAGGGACAGAAGAGGAUGGGGCUAUCGGGGGCUCGGCAGUCUGCUCGUUCCCUGAAAACAACCAGGGCUCCGAGGCUGCUGCAGCUUAUCCUGCAAACACCGGACCUGAUGAGGGCAACAGCAGUAAGAGGUCUGGAGCCUUGCUGCAGAUUGAUCGACAGCGUAUCCAAGCAGCAUCGGCCAGCUCUGGAGCUGAUGAACUCCAGGGUCUUGGGGUGGCUGUGUACGACCAGGAUGUCCUUGAGCAAGGGGUCCUGCAGCAGGUGGACGAGGCCAUCAACGAGGCCAGUCAGGCCGCUGCUAAAGCUGAGGCUGAGAAGGAAUACCAGUCCGUGCUGGACGAUGUCAGGUCGGUUACAUUGUCUCUGAGACAUAUCAACAAGAUCAUCGAUCAGCUCUCUCCGUACGCUGCCUCCAGCAAAGAUAUCAGCAGGAAGGUUGAAUCUGUUAAACGACAGAAAGAAAACAAGGAAAAACAGCUGAAGAAAGUCAGAGCCAAACAGAAGAGACUUCAGGCCAUUCUCGGAGGAGAGGACGCCCAAAGAGUGGAAGCUGAGCUCUUAGCUGAGGAUGAUGAAGAGGAAGAAGCCGGGCCGUCUACACUGGGCAGCAUGCUCAUGCCCUCUCAAGAAACAGAAUGGGAGGAGCUCAUCCGAACAGGUCAUAUGACCCCUUUUGGUACACGUAUCCCGCAGAAGGAAGUUAAAAAAGAGCCACGAAAAGUGAUGCUGGCCGAGAACUCAGCCUUCGACCAGUACUUAACAGACCAGGCCAAGCUGGCUACUGAGCGAAAGAAACCUUUGGUGCAAAAGAAGAGGAAGAGCACAGGACUCAGCCCUGAUAAGGAAGCCAGGGGUAAAACCAAGAAGACUGUCUUGUCUUCCAAGGAUAAGAAAAUGAGAAAGUGCAUGAGGAAGCUUCAGAUAACUGCUCUGAAGGCUCACCCCAAAGCUCGGCCUAAAGCCGAGCCAAAGCCUCCUAAACCGAGGAGGAAACGUAACGCCGACGCCGGGGGUGAGGACACAGACGGUGAGGAGUCAGAGUACCUGCCCAGCGAUGAAGGCAUAGAUCCUGAUCAAGAGGACAGGGAAGCCAGGGAGGAAGGCUUUGGGGAGGAUGAUGAUGAAGAGUAUGAGUUGAAACCAUACAAGAGAAAAACUGAAGGGAAAGGGAGGAAGAAAGUGAAGAAGAAAGAGGAGAGUGAGGAAGAAUACUGCCCUGAAAGUUCAGAAGAAGAAGAAGAGAAUGCGAAGGGGAAAUACAAAAAAUGCAAAGAUGAUGGAGAUCUGGAUUACUACAGGCAGCGGAUAAGAAGGUGGAAGCGACAGCGUCUCAGAGACCGGGAGUCAAAGAGAGAAAGAGGAGAGGAGCUUUCAGAUGACAGUGAUGAAGAAUUUGAUGAAGGCUUCAAAGUGCCAGGUUUCCUGUGGAAAAAACUUUAUAAGUACCAACAGACAGGUGUGCGCUGGAUGUGGGAGCUCCACUGUCAGCAGGCAGGUGGCAUCCUGGGAGACGAGAUGGGCCUGGGUAAAACCAUCCAGGUCAUCAGCUUUCUGGCCGGACUGAGCUACAGCAAACUGAGGACCAGAGGAUCCAACUACAGGUAUGCUGGUCUGGGUCCGACGGUCAUCGUGUGCCCAGCUACAGUCAUGCACCAGUGGGUCAAAGAGUUCCACACCUGGUGGCCUCCUUUCAGAGUCGCUGUUCUGCAUGAAACCGGCUCCUUCACCAGCAACAAGGAAAAGCUUAUACCAGAAGUAGCGGCGUGUCAUGGCAUCCUGAUAACUUCAUAUUCAGCUGUGAGGAAUAUGCAAGACAUGCUGCAGCGCUACGACUGGCACUACGUUAUAUUGGACGAGGGCCACAAGAUCAGGAAUCCAAAUGCUGGAGUCACAACUGCCUGCAAACAGUUUCGGACUCCUCACAGGUUCAUCCUGUCCGGCUCUCCGAUGCAGAACAAUUUGAAGGAGCUGUGGUCUCUGUUUGACUUCAUCUUCCCUGGUAAACUGGGGACGUUGCCCGUCUUCAUGGAGCAAUUCUCUGUGCCCAUCACCAUGGGAGGAUACAGCAAUGCCUCACCUGUACAGGUCCAGACUGCUUUUAAGUGUGCGAGCGUGCUGAGGGACACCAUAAACCCUUACCUGCUCCGAAGAAUGAAAGCAGACGUCAAGGCCAACCUCUCCCUACCUGACAAAAACGAACAGGUUCUGUUUUGCAGAUUAACAGAGGAUCAGCGGCAGGUGUAUCAAGGUUUUCUGGAUUCCAAAGAGGUCUACCAGAUCCUGAACGGGGACAUGCAGGUAUUCUCUGGCCUGAUAGCACUACGUAAGAUCUGUAACCACCCGGACCUUUUCUCUGGAGGACCUCGGAUGUUGAGGGGAAUCCCAGAGGACCAGCUAACUGAGGAGGAGCACUUUGGCUUUUGGAAACGCUCAGGAAAGCUGAUGGUGGUGGAGUCCCUGCUGCGUCUCUGGUUCAAACAGGGACACAGAGUGCUGCUCUUCACUCAGUCCAGACAGAUGUUGAACAUCUUGGAGGUUUUUGUGAGGGAAAAUGACUACUUAUACCUGAAAAUGGACGGCACCACCGCAAUAGCUUCCAGACAGCCGCUCAUCGCUCGCUACAACGAGGAUAAAUCAAUUUUUAUCUUCCUGUUGACCACUAAAGUUGGAGGUCUGGGAGUCAAUCUGACCGGAGCCAACAGAGUCAUCAUCUACGACCCUGACUGGAACCCCAGCACCGACACACAGGCACGUGAGCGAGCAUGGAGGAUCGGUCAGACGCAGCAAGUGACGAUCUACAGACUUCUGACGGCGGGGACCAUUGAGGAGAAAAUCUAUCACAGGCAAAUCUUUAAACAGUUUCUGACCAAUCGGGUUCUGAAGGACCCCAAACAAAGACGUUUUUUCAAGUCUAACGAUAUCUACGAGCUCUUCACCUUGACUGACCCUGAUGGAGCUCAAGGAACUGAGACCAGUGCAAUUUUUGCAGGUACAGGCUCUGAUGUCAAAGCACCCAAGAAACCUGAGAGGCCGAAGCCUUCCUAUUCUGUAAAAAAUGGCAAUGCACAUAAACAGUCCUCUGCAAACCAGAAUGAACCUGGAUCAGAUAGAAGACACUCCUCUGCAAACAUUCCUGCAUUUAAAGAUGCAAACAUUUCUCCAUGCAGUAAAAACUCUCAGGGUAAACCCAACGUCCCAACAGACGGCCAAAGCACCAACCAAAACGGUGUUAAUGUAGAGCCAAGUAUGUCAUCGGACACGCACCACACAGGACAGAACACCUGGGACAAAAAGUCAAACACAUCCAGCUCUCCUCUGCACAGAGACAAAGACUCUGCUCUGACCAGCCCACAGAAACACAGAGAGAAGAGGAAGCACUGCGACUCCUCUGACUCUGACAAACACAAACAUAAGAAGCGCAGACACUCCAAAGGUGCUCGGUUUGAAGGUCACCGCAUCUCUCACUUAGUGAAGAAAAAGACGUUUAAUAAAGAAGAGAGUGAGGACAACGAGGCAGGGGGCCAGAAGAAAUCAGACGACUAUGUUUUGGCAAAGCUCUUCAGGAAAUCUGGUAUCCAUAGUGUGAUGCAGCAUGACACCAUCAUUGAGUCCUCCAACCCUGACUAUGUUCUUGUGGAGGCAGAAGCAAACAGGGUGGCCAAAGAUGCCCUGAAAGCCCUUAAAGUUUCUCGCCAGAAGUGCAGACUGCCCUACAAUAGACCCCCUCCUCCUCCACCUGCAAGGAAAAGGUUUGGACAAAAGAAGAAUUCUCUCCUGGUUGAUAAUGCUGUUAAAUCAACAGCUACGCCAAGCAAAUGCAAGGAUGCUGCUAUUGUAAAGAAGUCUGUAUCAAAGAAACCCGGUUCAGCUGCUCAUUUCAGCGGCGAGGCUGCAGAAACCAACACAAACUCCGCCCCGCUCUCCUCCUCCUCCCUGCUGGCCAAGAUGAAAGUCCGUAACCACAUCAGCCUGCCCUCCAGCCAAAUAGAAGAAGCAGCAGAAGAAGAGGAGGAGGAGGAUGGCUCUAGAGCUGCAGGGCCGAGCUCCCCGGCUCCGCCCACCGAGCACGACGAGCUGCUGGUGGAUCUGCGUAACUUUGUUGCCUUCCAGGCGGUCGUUGACGGACAGGCCUCCACGCAGGAGGUGCUGGAGUACUUCAAACCGAGGCUCACCAAGGAACAGGCGCCGGUCUUCAGAGAGCUGCUCAGGAGAAUUUGUGACUUCCACAGGACUUCUGGUCAGGAGGGGAUGUGGAAGCUGAAGGAGGGUUUCCGUUGAGUGAAGCAUAAAGGAGGAAAAACUGAACUGUGAUGCACAUUUGAGUACUUACGAGUCUGUCGAGAUCAAUGCAAUGAUAGCUUGUUAUUCAUUUUUUGUUACCGUUUAUUUUUGUCUGACAAAAAUACAUCAGCUACUGCUCAUCAAAACACACUUUCACAUCAUCCCUGUCUGUUCUGGAAGGAUCUUACAAUGCUUUUUACAGUGCCAUGCAAACUACAAUAAUCGUUGGUUAUCUUGAAGAGAAAGCUGCAUCGUUCACUUGUUUAUUGUGCGGGCUGGUUUGGGUUCUCCACUGUUAAAGCAUUAUAAUUUCUGCUCUUUAUUUGCACCUGAUUAUACUUGAAUUCACUUGUUUUGUAUUUGCCAGAGAGUUGAACUGUGCUACGUUUAGUAAUGAUUUAAACUGACAUGUGUUGCUUUUAUAAAUGUGUACCUAAACAACCUCAGACUUUGUAAUUCACUUCUUCUAACUGUGGUGGUGAGCAUUGUAUCAUUUUGUAAGUAUGACUGAAUUACCACAGGCUGUAGUGGACUUUGAACUUCUUUAAUGGUUUGUUCAAAUAUAGCGGAGUAGAUGGUUGUUUACAGUCUUUUUUGAAACCUCUACCUCUGCUUAUUUGUGGUAAAAUGGACUAAAGCUGAGUUAUUCAGCAAAUAAAAAAUAAACAUCUUCUGAUGCUGUCUUGCAUAUACUGAAUGCAAUAAACCUUUGUAACUGUG
Molecule: messenger RNA, 5198 nt
Organism: Notolabrus celidotus (New Zealand spotty)
Lineage: Eukaryota; Metazoa; Chordata; Actinopteri; Labriformes; Labridae
Gene: ercc6
Product: excision repair cross-complementation group 6
Exons: 22
Coding region: 123-4475 (1450 amino acids)
Biological process (GO): transcription-coupled nucleotide-excision repair
Cellular component (GO): nucleus
Molecular function (GO): ATP-dependent chromatin remodeler activity; ATP binding
Source: RefSeq, a predicted model, not a curated record